Magnolia sinica is the source of this 1302-nucleotide messenger RNA. Its product is annotated as putative disease resistance protein RGA1. Bases 1 to 1302 code for a protein of 433 amino acids. The record is from RefSeq and is a predicted model, not a curated record. Gene Ontology annotation, biological process: defense response to other organism. Gene Ontology annotation, molecular function: ADP binding. The transcript has a single exon. Lineage: Eukaryota; Viridiplantae; Streptophyta; Magnoliopsida; Magnoliales; Magnoliaceae.
AUGGCAGAUGCGCUUGUUUCAAUGGUUAUGAAGAAACUCAGAGAAGAGGUUUAUUCGGUUGGUGGUGCGCAAGCAGAACUUGAAAAGAUAUCUUCUACAUUCGAAUCCAUUCAAGCACUUCUUAAUGAUGCAGAAAUUAUCCAAUUUCACAACGAAAGCAUGCAACUUUGGUUAAAAAAGCUCAAAGACAUGGCUUACGAUGUGGAGGACUUGCUAGAUGAGAUGAUUCCAUGGCCAGAACCUGAAUCAAGGACAGACGAUGGUGACGAUCAGCAGCGCAUGGAAAACCAGGCAUGGACGUGGUUAUUUUCACUCUUUUCAUGUUGCGGUCUAGAAGAUUGGAUGAGGUUAGCCCAUGAUUCAUGGACCGAUGGUGAUGAUAAUGAUAAUGGCAGCAUUGGAGAUAAGGUUCGGACCUUUUUUCCCACAAUUUUCAACAAAGUUGCGUCACAGCGUAAUUUUGCACAUCAGAUAAAAGAAGUGCGUGCGAAGCUGGAUCAGAUUGCAGAUGACAAAAGUAAGUUCAGUUCUGAGUUGAAUCACAGUUUCCGUGGUGGCAGUGAGCUUCACAAGACCGAGUCUCAAACGAGUUCGCACGUAGAUGAAUCAAAGAUGCUCGGGAGAGACAGAGACAAAGAUAUCAUAAUAAGCAAGUUGGUCAGCGGGAGCAGUUCUGAGGAGGGAGGGAUUCAUGUCAUUUCGAUAGUAGGCACUGGCGGGUUGGGCAAGACGACUCUUGCUCGAUUGAUCUACAAUGAUAAAAGGGUGACGAGCCAUUUCGAUAAGGUUCUAUGGGUUUGUGUUUCUGAUGAUUUUAAUGUCACAAAUCUUACAAAAGAAAUUAUAAAAGCAGCUGGAGGGACAAGUCCGCCGGAUUCUCAGCUAGACUCAUUGCAAAAGCAGCUUAUGGAAACAUUACACGACAAGCUAUUCUUGCUUGUCCUUGAUGAUGUAUGGAACAAUUAUAGUGACAGGUGGGAGAAGUUAUGGCUUUCCUUCCAAAGCGGUGCUCAAGGAAGUAAGAUUUUGGUCACCACUCGCAGCAAAAAGGUUGCAAUUACAUGCGAAUCCGCCUACAUGCAUAAAUUGGAAGGUUUAUCCGAUGAUGAUUGUUGGUCACUGUUCAGUAGCAGAGCUUUCACUGGGAGGAAAGUGGUAGAUUGCCUGGCGUUAGAAAAGAUCGGAAGAGAGAUAGUGAAGAAGUGUAAAGGAGUGCCUCUUUCGUUAAAGGUAAUUGGAAGCGCCAUGCGUUCCAAGAGGACGGCACAAGAUUGGCAGGACAUCUUGGAAAGCAAAACAUGA